Messenger RNA from Boleophthalmus pectinirostris (great blue-spotted mudskipper), 1508 nucleotides. RefSeq names its product claudin 7b (gene cldn7b). Gene Ontology annotation, molecular function: structural molecule activity. The transcript has 4 exons. Gene Ontology annotation, biological process: cell adhesion; bicellular tight junction assembly. Gene Ontology annotation, cellular component: bicellular tight junction; plasma membrane. Lineage: Eukaryota; Metazoa; Chordata; Actinopteri; Gobiiformes; Gobiidae. The record is from RefSeq and is a predicted model, not a curated record. The coding region runs from base 229 to 855 and encodes 208 amino acids.
UCCCGCUGCUUCCUCUUCAUUCAAGGCGCGGCUCAGGAACAGGUGCGCGGAUUCACCUUUGUGUUCGUCGGUAUAUAACCUACAAAAGACUCGCCGGAUAAAUAGCAGAGGACUUUAUUUUAAGAGACUUUUCCGUAUUUAUUUUGUGGAGAAAACUUACCUUUUCUACAGGUGGACUCUGUUUUUUGUUGCUUUUGAGAUUAGCUCAGAUCGAUCGGAACAGGUGCAAUGGCAAACUCGGGUCUUCAGAUUUUAGGCUUUUCCCUGGCUCUUUUGGGCCUAAUUGGACUCAUCAUUGGCACAAUCCUUCCCCAGUGGAAGAUGUCUGCUUAUGUUGGAGACAACAUCAUUACUGCGGUGGCCAUGUAUGAAGGACUGUGGAUGUCGUGCGCGUUUCAGAGCACAGGCCAAAUCCAGUGCAAAGUGUACGACUCCAUCCUACAGCUCAACAGUGCCCUCCAGGCAACCCGCGCCCUCAUGAUUGUGAGCAUUAUUGUAACGGUCGCUGGUUUGGGUGUAGCCUGUAUGGGAAUGAAAUGCACCACCUGUGGAGGAGAUGACAAGACAAAGAAAUCCAAGAUUGCAAUGACUGGUGGAAUUGUCCUGGUGAUCGGAUCAUUAUGCUCAAUUGUUGCCUGCUCGUGGUAUGCUCAUGACAUUAUCCAAGCCUUCUACAACCCCUUCACCCCUGUCAACACAAAGUAUGAGUUUGGUUCUGCUAUCUUCAUUGCUUGGGCUGGAGCCUUCCUUGUCAUCAUUGGGGGUGGAAUGCUGGCUGCGUCUUGUCCACGGGGCAAAUCUGCAUCUGCACCCAGGUAUCCCCGAGCUCCCAGCAGCAGCAAGGAGUACGUGUAAACAAGACAGGACUGUGUUGCAAGGCUCGAGGAACACUUUGACAUUCCAACUAGUCCACCUGAGAAUGACCAGUUGUACGGCAGGCAGAAUUUUAUCGCCUCCUUAGCUUUUGAACUUUCAGGGUUACCCUGUGUUGUUACUGUAACUUUAACACAUUCAUAUUUUUAAUACCGGUUGACUUAAUAUUUUAUCAGCUUUGUCUUGUAGUCCAGUGCUCACCUGAGUACACAGUCUAGUAUACUUCAAAAUGCCACAUAAAGCACUAAAGUGGUGCACAUUAUAGAUCUCGGUGUGGAAGGUUUUCAUUCGUGUUAAUCAACUUUGGACAACUAUUUGAGUGCACUGAAUAAAUCUCCAUUUAGACAGUCCCUAAAUGAUUUGACACUGCAACCGAGGUCAUCUUGUCGCGUUAAAACCAUUGAAAUGUGCCUUAUUUAUGCCCAGUACGGUUGACAUUGUAAUCAAUGCCUUAAUAGUUUUGUAAGUAGAUCAUGCUGGAUUGUUAACUUGAGGACAUCAUGUUGUGCCACAAUGGAGGCUCUAAUCGGCAAAAUGUAAUAUGUGAAUAGGCCAUUUCUGCCCUCCAGAAAAUGCUGUUUUUUUUUUUUUAAUGUUAUUUGUUUUGUUGUAUAUUAAUAAAAAAAAAAAUUAUA